Blastomyces dermatitidis ER-3 is the source of this 1922-nucleotide messenger RNA. RefSeq lists its product as uncharacterized. Gene Ontology annotation, biological process: protein dephosphorylation. The transcript is spliced from 5 exons. The record is from RefSeq and is a predicted model, not a curated record. Bases 142 to 1515 code for a protein of 457 amino acids. Gene Ontology annotation, cellular component: nucleus; cytoplasm; protein phosphatase 4 complex. NCBI's taxonomy places the organism in Eukaryota, Fungi, Ascomycota, Eurotiomycetes, Onygenales, Ajellomycetaceae. Gene Ontology annotation, molecular function: protein phosphatase regulator activity.
GGUGACCGCUACCUCAAAGUCGCGACUUGAACAAUUUGAUAUUGACACUCCCAUACGACGAAUUUUACACUUCCCCGCCGACACCAUUGUGGAAGCUAUUCGACUCUGCUCAAUGCACGGAGAAACACUCCAGAAAAAAAAAUGUCUUUAGAUGAGGAAGUGCUAGAGGCUGUCGCCAAAGAUGGAACUAUGGAUUAUGAGAGAUGGCCUAGCUUGCUAGACCCUUUAAUCGAACGACUCGAACAUAUAAUUCACAAUGACUUCCCGAUGCCCACCGUCCCUCCACCUUGGAGUGGAGCCGCUGAUAACUCAAGCCUUAUCCCCUCUUCCUAUUCUACACAAGAAGUAAACUCGCAGGCAAAUAGCAAUAAAGAAAAUGCUCCGCCGUCACAUCUACAGACUCCACCCCGCCGACCACCAGUUCCGACUUUUCCAUCCUCCGCCUCUAGCGAACGCAUUCCUGAUUCGCAACCACAGUCCGGUCCGACGGACGACGCCCUCCCUCCACCCCUCGUCGUGAUCCUCUCGUCCAUCAAAUCCACUCUAAAGACAUACUUUCCCGCAAAACCACCCCAUACAAUCCAGCGGCUGGCAGAGUUGAUACUACGGCCGACCCGUGACUACCGCACGUUACCAGCGUAUCUCCGUGCAGUCGACCGUGUCGUGUCGGUUUCCAGCGGAGCAGAUAUUUUCCCAUUACCGGUGUCCAUGCCUUUGCCUGGCGGUAUUAUUGAUACUAGCCUCGUCAACGGCGUCAACGGGGCAGGGGGCAGUAGUUUCGCGCUCAGUGGCAACAAUGCGCUGGGAAGCGAUGAGUCUCUUGGAGGGGCCCUUCUCACCCCGAUCCCGUGGCUGAACAAUGUUGAUCUUCCUGGAGGUGCGAGCUCGCCCGGUAGCAGCAGCCCGUCCUCCUCCGCAGUUCCGCCGCGAGAAUCCGGCGCCAUGACGCAGGGCGAACUCAUUCGGCAGGAGCAAGAGGCUGGCGUUGUUCCUACAACAGUACAGCAUGAGCAUCAGCGGCAACACCAGACAGCUUCGUCCCUGGGAGGUGAGGGGCGCGUGGCAGAGGCACAAGGGGAUGAAGUCGAGGAAGUGCCUCAUGCGAGAGGUCCAAAUAUUCUGGGCGUGAAGGAUAUCGGAUUGCAGGAUGGGAAGGGGCUGGAGAUGUCACUGUCGACCAGCCCCCCACGCACCGAUGUUGUUCGUAGUGGUAGUGAUUCAGCAGCAGAUUUGAAAGACACUUCACAAGGAGCUACAGUUAAUGAUCCCUCGAGCGGCCGUGAUUUGAAGGACGAUGCAGAUAGGGAUGCUGAUGGAGAUAUUUUCAUUGGCGAUAUACCUGAGAAGCCUGUAGAGGAGACCAACGAAGAUCAGCCAGGGCCUAAUACCGCUGCAAUGCUGUCAGACCCGAAGCCAGAGAACGAGGAGCUGACGAAGUCAACUAUGGAAACGGAUGAAGGGCCAAAGGAGGGCGAUACGGGAGGCUCUGGCGGUGACAAUCGGAUGGACACGUAAAACCAAUCUCGUGCUACUUUUUUCCUGUGCUCUGUUCCGUUCUGCUAUUUAUCGAACUGGCGUUUCUGGGUUUUUCUCCCCCUUCCUGCCUAACUGCUAUGUGGGAGAUUGCUUCCAAGGAUUUUUUUCACAGAAUGGAUUUGGAAGUAUGUGGUCUGAGUUUAGAAAUUUUCGCCCCCUUUGUAUCAGUUUCCCUAUUUCUCCCAUUCCCGAGCAUAUUGACGCAUAUCGAAAGCUGAGAAAUCAGGAUUUUAUUUGAUAAAGGUUAUGUUUCAAGUCCCAUAAAAAUAUAAAGGAAAAAAUCCCGCUCUUUAUAUAGAGUAAUUAAUAUAUACACCAAAAACAUAUGGGUAGAUGUAGUCAUAAGUCGUGCGUAACUAGUAAAUAUUACACAUUAUAUAGCAGAA